Molecule: messenger RNA, 1726 nt
Organism: Rhagoletis zephyria (snowberry fruit fly)
Lineage: Eukaryota; Metazoa; Arthropoda; Insecta; Diptera; Tephritidae
Product: Tondu-domain-containing Growth Inhibitor
Biological process (GO): negative regulation of DNA-templated transcription
Molecular function (GO): transcription coactivator binding
Source: RefSeq, a predicted model, not a curated record
AUGGGGCGUGAACGUGAAUGUAAAUGUGUAAAGGUGGAAACGCCAAACAAGGGUCGCAUUUCAUCAAAAGAACUGCCUACUGCUCGUUGGCGUCGUGAGCGUCGCUCGCGUGCCGGUGAAUACCCCGCGCUGGGCAGCGCCGCCGCCGCCGCCGCCUCAUCGUCGAGCAGCCUCUCGCCUGCUGGCACGCCACCGCCACUAACGGUUUGUCCUGGCUUAACAUCACCAGUGAGCGCGCAUCAUCAUGCCACCGCAACGGUGCACAGUGGCGUACCACCACCCAUGUCUAUUAUGAUGGCUGCAGCAAUGCGUCCGCUUUGCGAGUCCACUAAUCGCCCAACGCCACCGCCAUCGAACUCCUCAGCUGCUGCCGUAGUUGCGGCAUAUCAUCAUCAAGGCGGUGGCAUGGAGAGUCCCAUUGAUAUGUCGGUAUCGUCGUCGACGUUGAAGCAUCGAUCCUCGCCGCCGCCACCUUAUCGCGCGCCAUUGCCUGGCUCCACAUAUGCCACUGCGCUGGCGCGCCCUAGCGUUAUCACACAGGCGCCAUCGAAGCGCGAACGCGAACGUGAGCGUGGCGAUCGCGAAUUGCUGGCGAAUCGCGAGAAUGACAAUCGCAGCACUGAAUCCAUUUCCAUGUGUGAAACGGUGAUCGAUGAACACUUUCGCCGCUCGCUGGGUCCCGACUAUGCCGCGCUCUUUGGCAAGAAGUCGCCCGGUCAUAAUCCAACCACACCAUCACCGCAGCCAAGUGCAGCCGCAAUGACAACCACAGCUGUCAUAAAUACGCCAACGCCCACACCACCACCAAUGGUCGCGUCCGCGUCGCCAAUUGCAACGCAGGCAUUAAUUGUCGGACAUGCGCCGGCGCCAAGCGCUUUGCCGCCCUAUCAUGCAACCGCCGCCGCCGCCGCUGCCGCCGCCGGCGCACCGCAAGCGCUCAUUUCACCAAAGCCAGCAGCGGUCUUGCUCUCUUCGGCCGCCAUGUACGCUGCGGCGGCACAGCAUUCAGUCAAAGCUGAAAGCUUAUCGCCACAUCAAUUGGAGCAUAUCGCCAUUGCUUUGCCACCACCACAACAGCAGCCACUAGCAUUGGCUACUACACAACGCAGUAGUACGCCGCCCAAUUUAAAUGCACGCGGCCUGCCAGCUCAAUCGCCACCACCACCACCACCAACAACAACAAGCGCGGCGUUGCAUUCCUCGCCGCCUCCGCCGCCACCACCAACAUUCCCACACACAGCCUCAUUGCGCAGCCAAACUGCGUUGGAGCUGCACUCAACCAGUAAUUCACGCUCGCCGGUGGCAACACCACAGCAGUCACCAAACUCAACCACUGCUGCGGCAACACCACCUCCGCAGCCGCCGUUGCCAUCGACUUUUGUGUCCUCCUCGUCUACGCCACCAACAGCGACAGCAACGCCACCACCCAUUAUGCCGGCGAUAAUGCGCAUCAAAACUGAGCCGGGGAUGUCGGCAACGAAUACGCCACCAGCCUCACCAACCUCAACCUCUUCGCCGACGAGUAUCACUGAGGUGAAUGCUUCGGUUGAUGAUCACUUUGCCAAGGCGUUGGGUGAUACCUGGAAGAAGUUGCAGGAGAACAAGGAGGUGCGUAAGUGAAAUAUAGCAAUAAAUCGGAGGAAGCGCAAGAGAGAUGGUUGCAUAAAUGAAGAGUGAGGACGGAGGUUUUGUGAGUUGAUGUAAGGGUGUGUGAAAAAUUCAAAAA